Messenger RNA from Brassicogethes aeneus, 2400 nucleotides. The record is from the annotation of a GenBank genome assembly. NCBI's taxonomy places the organism in Eukaryota, Metazoa, Arthropoda, Insecta, Coleoptera, Nitidulidae.
AUUUUCUUUAAGUUGGCAAAGUUUUGUUUAUUCGUGUUGGCAACAUUUGCCGCAUCUUUCAGUGACAUUUUGCAGAAAUCGUGUUUUCCAUUAGUUUUUCUUGAUUUUUCCGCUUUUUGAUGCAAAUUUAACAAAAUACCGAUAAUUUUAUGCGAAUAGAGUAAGAAAUCGGACUAAAACUGCCACAAAAUGACCACAGAAGAAAGGCUUCAUAUCGAUUGGGGUAAUGAUAAAUUACAUAGAACCCAAAAACAGGUGGAAAGAAAUCCUUACGACUUGGAAGCAUGGUCAAUUUUGCUUAGGGAAUCUCAAACAAAACACAUAUCUGAAGUCCGAGCCCUAUACGAACACUUAAUAGGUAUAUUUCCCAGUGCUUCAAGAUAUUGGCGAAUCUACAUUGAACAUGAGAUGAAAUCCAGGAACUUUGAAAGAGUGGAAAAGCUAUUUCAGCGAUGUCUCAUGAAGAUAUUAAAUAUUGAUUUGUGGAAGUUGUAUUUAGCCUACGUAAAAGAAACGAAAGCAUCUUUACCAACCUACAAAGAAAAAAUGGCGCAAGCCUACGAUUUCGCCUUGGACAAAAUCGGCAUGGACAUCCACUCUUACACGAUCUGGAACGACUACGUCAACUUUCUGAAAGGCGUGGAAGCCGUCGGGUCGUAUGCGGAAAAUCAAAAAAUUUCCGCGGUCAGAAAAGUUUAUCAAAAGGGGAUUAUCAACCCCAUGACCGGUAUGGAAACUUUCUGGAAAGAGUACAUAGCCUUUGAAACGGCUAUCAACCCAAUAAUAGCGGAAAAAAUGAGCAUUGAGAGGAGUAGGGACUACAUGAACGCCAGAAGGGUGGCAAAAGAGUUGGAGGUGCAGAUUAGGGGUAUAAACAGGAACGCCCCCAGUGUCCCCCCUAACGGAACUCCAGAGGAACGCAAACAGGUCGAGUUGUGGCAAAAAUACAUCGCAUGGGAGAAAGCCAACCCCCUUAGAACAGAAGACACCGCCCUCUUGACCAAACGCGUGGUUUUCGCUUUGGAGCAGUGCCUUUUGUGUUUGGGCCACCACCCGGACAUCUGGUACCAGGCGGCGCAGUUUUUGGAGUUCAGCUGCAAGAUUUUGGCGGAGAAAGGGGACGUGAACGCUUCGAAGCUGUUCAGUGAAGAGGCGGCGAAUAUGUUCGAGAGAGCGACUAGCAGUCUUCUUAGCAAGAACAUGCUGCUGUAUUUCGCUUACGCUGAUUACGAGGAGGGCAGGCUCAAGUACGAGAAAGUUCACCAGAUUUAUCAGAAGUAUUUGGAUAUCAAGGAUAUCGACCCCACAUUGGCCUACAUCCAGUACAUGAAGUUCGCGCGCCGCGCCGAGGGCAUAAAAUCCGCGCGCGGCGUGUUCAAGGUCGCGCGCGAGGACGCGCGCUCCAAGUACCACAUCUUCGUGUGCGCCGCAUUGAUGGAGUACUACUGCAGCAAGGACAAGAACAUCGCGUUCAGGAUCUUCGAGCUCGGGCUUAAGAAGUUCGGCGACAUCCCCGACUACAUCUCCUGCUACAUCGACUACCUCUCCCAUUUAAACGAGGACAACAACACCCGCGUCUUGUUCGAGAGGGUCCUGUCUUCGGGCAGCUUGGAGAACGAGAAAUCCGUCGAUAUUUGGAACAGGUUUUUGGAGUUCGAAAGCAACAUCGGGGACUUGCAGAGUAUCGUGAAGGUGGAGAAGAGGAGGUCGGAGGUUUUAUCGAAGAUUAAGGAGUUUGAGGGGAAGGAGACUGCUCAGUUGGUGGAUAGGUACAGAUUCAUCGAUUUGUUCCCGUGUUCUCCGCAAGAACUUAAAAGUAUCGGCUACACCGAGGUGAUAAACAUCACCGGCGCCGCCAAAAACCACAUCCUCCACUCGAUGAUCAACAUCGACAGCGAGCAGCCGCUCCCCAACCCCGACUACUCGCAAAUGAUACCGUACAAGCCGAAAACGAACCCGCUGCCGGGCGAGCACCCGGUGCCCGGCGGCGCCUUCCCCAUGCCGCCCGCCGCCGCCCACCUCUGCACCGUCCUCCCGCCCCCCACCUGCUUCCGCGGACCCUUCGUCCACGUCGACACCAUGAUGGACAUCUUCAGCAGGCUGCACCUGCCGGAAACAGUUCCGCUUCCGUCCGAGAGCGGCGACAUCCGGUUGUUUGACCUCGCCAAAUCGGUGCACUGGAUAAUCGAAGAAGGCGGCGGUAUUAAACGCAGGAAGCGUAUUGGUCUGUCGCUAGAUGGCUCUGACGACGAAGAUAUGCCGCUACCGCCCUCCAACGACAUCUACCGGCAGCGGCAGCAAAAGCGGGUCAAGUAGAUUCCUAUUUUUUGUGCGUGUUUUCGACUGAAUCAUCGGCAACGUUGCAACGUUUUUUGUUCGUGAGUUUUUUCAUUGUGUUGU